Coniophora puteana RWD-64-598 SS2 is the source of this 585-nucleotide messenger RNA. RefSeq lists its product as uncharacterized. Bases 1 to 585 code for a protein of 194 amino acids. The transcript has 2 exons. NCBI's taxonomy places the organism in Eukaryota, Fungi, Basidiomycota, Agaricomycetes, Boletales, Coniophoraceae. The record is from RefSeq and is a predicted model, not a curated record.
AUGAUACAUAGCCCUACCCCAUCGCCACGCCGCCGAUCUCACCAUCCCAUCCUGCACUCGCCAACGCCGCCUCCUGCCACUCCACAGCCUGCACGAUCCCCUUUGCCUGCAGGUGUGCCGCCACCUCAACGCUCCCCUCCACUUGCACACGCCCCUCUGCCUUCACCCCCGUCGCCAGCCGCACUCUCCCCUUCCCAAUCUGUUCCUACCAUUCCUCGACCAGCCAUUCCUCACCCGAGCUCAUUCAAGAAACCUGCUUACCACGUCAAGAAGUUCUACGUCGUCUCCCGCGGGCAGGAAGUCGGCAUAUUUUACGAUUGGAACGAAGUCGGCCCGCGGGUGCACCACGUUGGCUCCGCUGUUCAACGUGGGUACCCCACGUUUGAGGAGGCGCUGGCUGUGUAUACGCGAGAUUACAAGGACGGUUGCCUCGAUCCCGUACCAUUUGAAAACGGCCCAUACUGGCCGCAAGCACCUCCGGCCCCUUCAUCAUCGCCUGUCAUCCAGCCCCAGGAUGACAUUACACCACUGAUAUCAGCACUCAGUGUCGAAGAAGCCCACGGAGGUCCACGCAGGCGUAGAUAG